Messenger RNA from Uloborus diversus, 3124 nucleotides. RefSeq names its product dual specificity protein phosphatase 1-like. The record is from RefSeq and is a predicted model, not a curated record. Gene Ontology annotation, biological process: endoderm formation; negative regulation of MAPK cascade; protein dephosphorylation. Gene Ontology annotation, molecular function: MAP kinase tyrosine/serine/threonine phosphatase activity; protein tyrosine/threonine phosphatase activity. Lineage: Eukaryota; Metazoa; Arthropoda; Arachnida; Araneae; Uloboridae. Gene Ontology annotation, cellular component: nucleus; cytoplasm.
CGGUUGUGCACGGAGUUCGGGGGAUAUGGCGUUGUUCGGAAUUUGUUUAUGAUUUUAGCAUUUUUAUUCAUCACUUUUGAGUGAAAUUAUUCGACUGUUUCUUUAUUUUGAUGCCUGCGUUUAAUGGUCAUCCGAGGCGCUCCCGGCAGCUCCAAAUUUUGGCGGGAAGCAUGUACGGAAUUUCGCCUGAGCAACUCAAGGCUUUCAUUCAUGUGAAUGAAAAUGACGAAAAUACGGAUGAUAGUAACUUGGACAGAAAACCCUGUGUACUUAUUUUGGACUGUAGGUCGUUUGUGGCUUACAAUAGUGGACACAUCGUGGACUCUAUUAAUGUGCAUUGCCCAGCUAUUCUAAGGCGACGAUGUGGUGGACGUCUGCCAUUGAGGACAGUUAUCCCGAAUAGUAACGUGCGAACGUUACUAGCUAACAAUCAUUGUUUUCCUGUUAUUUUGUACGAGGACUACGGACAUAGCGUGAAAAGUAGUGACCGCGAUGAAUCUACGGCAGCUUUUGUUGCAAAAUGCUUGAGAACAGAAGCAGACUUAAAAACCAUCUAUUUCUUAGAAGGUGGUUACCAGAGCUGUCAGUCGUCUGUACCACCCGCCUUGGUGACGCAGGCGCCCCUGUCCGCCCCUUCUCCGGCCAGUUCGCCGUCCCCCAGUCCCCUGGGGCAGGCGCCCUUCCGGUCCCUGGAGUGUGGGGCCCUUGGCCCCGUCGAGAUCCUGCCCCACCUGUUCCUGGGCAGCGCCCGGGACGCGGCCAGGAAAGAGCAAUUGCAGCAGCUCGGCGUCACGGCCCUCCUCAAUGUGACGCAGUUCUGUCCGAAUCUCUUCCAGGAGGUCUUCGAGUACAAGUGCAUACCGGUGCGCGACACCGGUUGCGAAGACAUCGGUGCUUAUUUCCAGGAGGCAAUCAAUUUCAUCGAUCAAGUCAAAUCUCAGAAUGGCAAAGUGCUGGUCCACUGCCAGGCUGGGAUUAGCAGGUCUGCGACGAUCUGCAUUGCAUACCUCAUGGCAACGAGGCGCCUGCGUAUGGAGGAGGCCUACAAAUAUGUGAAAUCCCGCCGAAGGAUAGUCUCUCCGAAUUUCAGUUUUAUGGGACAAUUGCUGACUUUCGAGAACCAGAUUUUUUCUUCCGGUUCCCGCUACCAUUCCUCAUCCCCCUGCUCCCCGCUGCUCGCAGUCGAUGCUUCGACGCCCGAUCCCGAUUCGCUGACGCCGUCCCGAGGGGCUUCCAGUGUUUUCGAUUUCGUGACUGUGCCCCACUCCAUCAGUGACUCUGCUCUCGAAAUUUCGACUGCCGCGUCACCUGGCGGGGAAUUUGCCAGCAUGCCCACUUCGUUAUCCGAAUCUGUGCAGAAACUGACUCUUCCUCCAUGUGCGACGUAGCCGUCGGCAAACUUUUCAACUGCAAUUUCAUCUGGUCCAAUUUGUAUAUAGAAACUUUGUUCAUUUUUAUAUAGAAAAUGUUUUAUCGAUGUUAUUAUUUUUUUCUGUACAAUGUCUGCCAACUUCGGGAAGCUCGAAACUUCAGAAGCGGUUUACUCGUCAACUCGUCCUUCUUUAUGAAGCAUCGUGCAAAACUAUGAAAUUGAAAGAAUGUAAUAAUUUUAUUCUGAAUCAUAAACUGCCAUUUUGGAACUUCUCUGAAAACUUACAAAACCAGUAAGAGAAUAUUCGUUCAAUCUUCGAUAGUUUUAUUGUUGAGAGAGUCUAGAAAUCUUUCAUACCUUUUCAGUAGCUCGUUUUGGGGGUAAAAGUAAGGUAAAAUGUGAUUUUAAGUAAAGAAUACGAAGUGUUGAAUAUUAGUUGUUCAAGUUCAAAAUUUUUUUUAUUGAUAAUUACAUAACACUUGGUAAGAAAUGGACACUUGAACUGCACAAUAAGCAAAAUUUACGAAGUUCUGAAGUAAAAUGAAGAGUAGUUUCAAAUCAUUUCCCAAUGGUUUAAAUUUAUAAUUUGAAUUCCUUCCAGACAUUUAAAAGUUGCAACUAAUUGUAUGCUUCAGAAUAAAAGUUAUAAUCGCAAAGAUCAGGGAUAUGAAUGAAGUUUUCAAUUUCAUUGCCGAAGUUGGCAGAUAUGGUCGUACACAUAUAAUGUGGCAAAUCAACUUAUCUUGACUACGAGGCCUUGUUCUUGAAGAUCUGGCCUUGUGAUUUUGUAAAGACAAAAAUAACUUAUUUGCGAGUUAAAGAAUAAUUGUAUACUAUUAAGAUUUUUAUGAAACUUUCAUAUCAAAAAAAUUAUCAGGAGUUAUGGAUAGUUGCACCUAAAUGUUUUAACUGCAUCGUAUCUAGUCUUAGCAGAAGCUAGUCAAUACAUCAGGAAGCCAUGAAAGUUAACUCAGUCUGUCGGCAAUAAAAUUUAUGUGCCUUCACAGUUAAUGCAGAGAGCCUUAAAAUUCCAAACAAAUUAGUGUCAGUAGGAUUCUGGUUGAAGUCACUUUGUAAUGUUAGUGUAUGUUUGAUAACUAUGUAUAAUAACAUAACCUAAUGUGCAGUGUUGAAUGGAAGUUCCAUAUUCAAAGUUCUAAGUCACGUGACUUUGUAAUUAGUGUGAGCAGGAGCGUCGUCAUUUCCCAGUUUGGUGCAUUUGACAAUGCCCUGUCUGAAUUACUCCAGCCCUAUGUAUUGGACGUUGAAAUCGUUGUCUUUUUAGGAACGAGUCGAAAGAAUUUCAAACAAAGUAAAUUCUUUUAUAAAUCCAAACCUUCCAAAAGAGCGAGCUUCAUAUUGCUCAAAACUGUUGCAUAUGAAUUCAGCAUCCAAAUACUUUUAUUUGUCUCAUAACACAAACAGCAAUAGUUUUGUGGAGCUUCGUAUUUUGUAUUAUUGAAUAUAAAUAUUUUAUACAGAUGUGUAUUGUAAUAAGAAAAACUUUUGGUGUUUUAUAUCAUCACUCUAUAAAUUGCCAGGAAUUUGUAUUGAAUUUGAUACAUUUUUCUAUAAAUUGCUUUUAAAGUCUGACUACGAAAAGAUUCCAUUCUGUACUUAAUUUUCAGUUUCACUGGUAUGAAUGUUGCAUGUGUUUGUCAGUAUGUCUAGUCAAUACUGAGAGUAGCCAUUGCACUUGAUUACCUUACCAUCAAAAGGUCACAGUCUACUAAUAAAUGCUUUUUAAUUUAA